CAAAACCAGAUCGUGAAAAUCAAUCCUUUGGUAGGGCGAAUCUCCUUCCAAGGGCUCACAGUUGAUAUAUCUAACGCGAUGUGUUCCAGUUGCUGGCACUGAAAUAUCCAAUCUUGUUCUUAAGAACCCCAGAAUUAUUUUAUUCUCUCCAUUUCCAUCGACUGCGCGUGUUCACCGAAGAAGUGCGUUGCGCGGGCCUUCUCGGCUGCCGUGCAUCCCUAGCCAGGCGAAAGCAACCCUUUCGUUCAUUCACAAAAUUCGGUAGAAGAAGUUUUACCUCGAAUUUCCUAAAAGGAGAGAAGCGUGCAUCGAGCAUAUCUUCCUCAAUUUUUUCUCGGUCCCCCUGUGCAUGUCUCUUGUCUGUCUCCUCCUCCAACGCGCUCUCCCCUGCGUCGGGACUCAGCCGAGGGCGGCCGCCUCGAAUUGUAGUCACUGGGGGGGCGAUUAUUCGGGUCUAUAAUUUGAUCUACUUGAUCAAUAUAGGUCGCGCUACUCCAUCAGCACGUCCAUCAUACAACCACUUCGUUUUCUCAUCAGAGACAGGAGGCGUUUGUGUGCCUUUCCAUGUUUCCUCGUCGGAAGCGUUGAUCUCUGUUAGCUCUUCGCUCUCUCUCGUGUCUCAGCGCCAACAGAUUUCAUCCUCCUGUCUCCGCCGUAGUGCCACAUUUCGGCUGCGCCGUCGUCUGGUGAGGACGUGAGUUGAAAUCCGUUUGUCGUGAUCACAAACUCGCUUCCCUGUCUCUCUUCUCGUUUCUCCACGGCCUCUCCCUUUCUACGUUCUUCCUUCUGUCGCGUUCACUUGCCACCGCGCCUCCCUGCUCUGCCGUUUCUCCUCUUUCCUCCAUCGCGCCGCAGGAGAAUGUCGCCUGAGCUGGGGAGAGAGCACGGGAACGGAGACACGGCGGAGGUGUCUCCUGUCUCCGUUUCGGGCUCCGAAGGUGCGGCGGAGCCCGACAACGCGCGGAAGGAAUCGCAGCGAUCGGCUCCGGAGGCGGGAAGCCAAGAGGAGGACGACAGAGAAGAAGGUGAAGUUCGCAGCAGCGGCUCUUCAGACGUCGACAACGGCGACAGGGCGGCAGAAGCGCGCGGUGGAGAACAAGAGAACGAGGCCACCCGAGGACGGAAGCGGGUGUUGCCUGCAGCCGGAAAAGAGCCACCCUCUGUGCGGAGAGCUGUCGCGGUCUCUGCCCUGCCGGCGCCUCGCUUCUCGUCCAGACUGCCUCCUUGUCGCCCCACCGCGCCGUCGUCCUCCAAGAAGUUCCCCGAUGGCCACGGAGACAUCGAAGGCGGCGCUCACAGCGGGGCGUCUCAUAGGAAGCAGGACGAAGCGAGUGUCGUCGCCGCCGUGUCGUCGCCUCCGCUAGCUUGCGGAGUCACAUCCGCACUGCCGAAACGCACCUUUUCUUCCUCAACUCUCGAUCUGCAGCCGUCGGCAGGCCUUGCGCGUUCGCCGGUUUCUGCGUUGUCUGCGGCGAAGCAGGAGGCUUCGAUCUGCCCGCGCUCCUCCAGAUACUCCAGAGAGGAGGAGACCAGGGUCGGGGGUCGACAUGUGAGGGACGGGGACAGACGGACGCGAGAGGACGAUCGCAGGCGAACAGACGAUGAUAGCAGAGACGGAAGAGACGACCGACGGACGCGAGAGGACGACCGCAGGCGAACAGACGAUGAUAGCAGAGACGGAAGAGACGACCGACGGACGCGAGAGGACGACCGCAGGCGAACAGACGAUGAUAGCAGAGACGGAAGAGACGACCGACGGACGCGAGAGGACGACCGCAGGCGAACAGACGAUGAUAGCAGAAACGGAAGAGACGACAGACGGACGCGAGAGGACGACCGCAGGCAUCGCGACGAGGCCCGGACGGAGGGGAGAGAAGACAGACGGGGGCGGGAAAACGACCGAAGAGGAAGGGAAGAAGAUCGAGUUCGAAGCGACGGAAAAGACGAAGACAGAGAGGGAAGCGGAGGACGAGAAAGAGACAGCCGGAGUGGCAGAGACGCUGUAGGCACCAAAAGAGGAGACAGCGCGCGACAGACUAAAGAAGACGGAGAGGACGAACAGGACAAAUCCCGACCGGCGUCCUGGACCAGCGUUUUGAGGGCUCCUGAACGCAAUAGUAUUCGCUCUCUCGAGGACGUUUUGACGAAGCAGAAAACAGAGGAACAACCCACGCGCAUCAUGUUUUUGACGAAGAAACAGAGAGAGCAGCAACGAGCCGCGGAUGAACGGCGUCAAAUGGAAAUGGAGAAGAAGAAGGAACGGCAGCUGCUGCAAAACCGAAAGAAUUUCCUGAUGCAACAAGAAAUCGAGAAAGAGCGGGAGAUGAAGGAGAAGCUGAAGCAGCGCGAGAUGGAGAAAAUCAAGGAAGAACAAGAGAGGCGCCUACGAGCGGUGAGAGGACACGCCGGUACCUCGUCUCGUAGCAAGGCAGAAGAAGAACGCGAGGCGAAGCGCGAAGCAGAAGGCAAGAAAGGCGGUUCUUCUGGGCGUGCGCGCGAAAGCAGCUUGGCUGAUCUGCGACUUCUCAAUCUCCCCGAGCAAGAGUUACGAGCGAGGCAACAGGAGCGAGAGCUCGAACAAAUUCGAAAUCAUUACCUCGGGAUGCGGACGGAGAAGAAGAAGAUCCAGAAACCGUCGGAAAAGUUCAGGAACAUUUUUAACUUCGAGUGGAAUGACGCAGAAGACACAUGCAAAGGCGACAACAACCCGCUGUACCAGGAGAGAAUGGAGCCACAGCUGCUCUUUGGACGCGGGUUUCGAGCGGGCAUGGAUAUCCGAGAGCAGCGCAAACAAAACAAUUUCUACGACGAACUCGUGAAACGGCGGCAAGAACACCAGAAGGCUGAAGCAUCUCGUGGAGCUGCUGAAGCCGCUGCAGCUGCCACGGAGGCCGUGAGGGCAGCGAGAGAUGCGCAGGCCUCGCGCCUGCGUGAGAAGGAAGAUGCAGAGGACAAUCGCGGCCACUGGACGACGAAGAAGCGGGAGGAAAUGAACGAGAGAGACUGGAGAAUUUUCAGAGAAGACUUCGAGAUUUACAUCAAGGGAGGACGCGUGCCUCCACCUAUUCGGACUUGGGCAGAGAGCGCACUGCCGUGGGAGUUGAUUGAGGCUGUGAAGCAUGCAAACUACGACCGACCUACACCGAUUCAAAUGCAGGCGAUCCCCAUCGCUCUCGAGCAGCGAGACCUGAUUGGCAUUGCAGAAACUGGAUCCGGAAAGACAGCGGCGUUCGUGCUACCCAUGCUGACGUAUGUGAAGGGCCUGCCGCCGCUGAAUGAAGACACUGGGCAAGAUGGACCCUACGCACUCAUUUUGGCGCCUUCCAGAGAACUGGCCCUUCAGAUUGACGAAGAGACGCAGAAGUUCGCCUCCUUCUGCAAGUGCCAGACCGUUGCUGUCGUCGGAGGCCGCAGCGCCGAAACACAGGCCUUCCAACUACGCAGAGGUGCUGAGAUUGUCAUCGGAACCCCUGGGCGUGUCAAGGACUGCCUCGAGAAGGCGUACACCGUUCUUAAUCAAUGCAACUAUGUUGUCCUUGACGAAGCAGAUCGAAUGAUUGAUAUGGGUUUUGAGGAGAUCGUGAAUUUCAUUUUAGAUCAAAUUCCGACUUCCAAUUUGAAGAGCAACGACGAAGCCCUCAUCCUUCAACAAGAGAUGCAAGCGAAGGCAGGCCACCGGCUGUACCGCCUCACGCAAAUGUUCAGCGCGACGAUGCCUCCGGCUGUGGAGCGACUGGCACGCAAGUAUCUGAGGCAGCCUUCGUAUAUCUCCAUUGGCGAUCCCGGUGCUGGCAAGCGAGCAAUCGAGCAGCGCGUGGAGUUUGUCCCUGAGGCGCGUAAGAAGCAACGCCUUCAGGACGUGCUCGAAAACGCUACACCUCCAGUCAUGGUUUUCGUCAAUCAGAAGAAAUCUGCAGACGCACUGGCCAAGGUCCUCGGCAAGUUGGGAUACAGUGCAUGCUCGCUUCACGGAGGAAAGGCGCAAGAAAAUCGCGAGGCUGCUCUUUCGUCUUUCAAGGAAGGAAGUCACGAUGUUCUCGUAGCGACAGACGUUGCUGGGCGAGGUAUUGACGUUGAGGGGGUGCAACUUGUGGUAAACUUCGAUAUGCCUAAAGAUAUCGAAGCGUACACCCAUCGAAUCGGUCGUACGGGUCGUGCGGGACGGAAGGGUCUCGCGAUCUCGUUCCUUACCGAAGAGGAUAGUGGGAUUUUCUAUGACCUCAAGCAGCUGCUUGUUUCGACAAACAACAUUGUGCCUCUUGAGCUUGCCCAUCAUCCGGCAGCCAAGGCGAAAGGUGGCGACAAAAAUUUGAUCAAGCCGAUUUGGUUCAAUUGACGGCGCCUUCAGGUGGAAUAGAAAGAGAGCGGCACUCUCAGAACAGGUAGACACUGAGCAAGCUGAAACGGAAAACGGCUCUGUUCAUUCAUGGUCGGUGCCAGAAGAGAAAAGAAGGCAAAAACAAGGAAGGGAGGGACUGACGACAGGGUGGUUCUCCUGGCGGAAUGGCUUUCCCUGAACUCUCGUGAUACUUGUGCUUUUCCUCUCAACACGGCUUUUUGUCUUCCUUAAAACAUGCAGUCUGCCUACGAACAGCUGUUUUUCUAUGAGCGGUGAAUUUAUUCGUGUAACAGUACGCUUUGUGCCGUCUGUGUCUCAGUAGUGGUUCACUGGGAAGCACGAACCCGGAGCCGGUUAUGUGUAGAAAAGUUUUCGUCUCAAACCGCAUUCUUACCGUUAUCCUUAUAGCACGCAAUAUUUGUGGCCUUAGCAACCUUUCCUAGCUUUUUUUGAUAUAGGUGAAGAACUGACAGUCGCUAACACAGCAGGCGUUCUCGAUUCUUUUGGCUUCCUCUCUAUAUAUUCAUAUAACCACCUAGUUUUGUCACACAGCCACUUCUUGCAAAGAGGCACAAGCGUCUGCAGCCGCCUCGCGUUUUCAUUUUUACGGACGACGGUUCGGUCUCUUCUCAGGGACAUCAGUAGUUCCAUGUACAAUUUGCCUUUCG
This is a messenger RNA of Toxoplasma gondii ME49, 5007 nucleotides long. Its product is annotated as DEAD-family helicase. The transcript is spliced from 20 exons. Gene Ontology annotation, biological process: mRNA splicing, via spliceosome. The record is from RefSeq and is a predicted model, not a curated record. Gene Ontology annotation, cellular component: catalytic step 2 spliceosome. The coding region runs from base 860 to 4336 and encodes 1158 amino acids. NCBI's taxonomy places the organism in Eukaryota, Apicomplexa, Conoidasida, Eucoccidiorida, Sarcocystidae. Gene Ontology annotation, molecular function: RNA binding; RNA helicase activity; ATP binding.